Messenger RNA from Leucoraja erinaceus (little skate), 1777 nucleotides. RefSeq lists its product as uncharacterized. Bases 332 to 1777 code for a protein of 481 amino acids. Lineage: Eukaryota; Metazoa; Chordata; Chondrichthyes; Rajiformes; Rajidae. The record is from RefSeq and is a predicted model, not a curated record. The transcript has 9 exons.
CGUCUUUACCAUGUGGGAGGAGACCAGAGCACCCGGAGAAAACCCACGCAGGUCAUGGGGAGAACGUACAAACUGUGUACAGACAGCACCCGUGGUCAGGAUUGAACCCGGGACUCUGGCGCUGUGAGGCAGCAACUCUACCGCUGAGCCACCGUGCCACUCUAACUCUCUGCUCACUGUGUGUUGUAUAGCUGGAGCUGGAGAGUGGCCCAGGAACUCUCGGGAACGAGUUUCGACUCCGUCCAAAGUGCCUCUCCACGGCUUUCAAUACACGGCAGGGGGCAGGCACUGCCCGGACUCCAGCAGCAUCUUGGAGCCCAUCAAAGCCAGCAUGUUGCAAAGAAUCGCCUCCAUCCCAUUGAACACCGGAGCGUUCGACAUGACCUUCUACUCCAUCCUCAUCACCCUCAUGGAGCUGGGAAACUCUGGGAAUCAGGAACACGGAUCUCCGAUGACGGACAAAGAGCUGCAACUGUUGGAGGCCUUGAUGCAACUUCACAGAUUUCUCCACGGUUCCGCCUCUCAAAUAUGGAAGCUGCUCAGCCUAACCCAGACCAUCUGCUCCUUGUUGGACUCUGAGGACACACAGGUCAGCUGCAGAGAGGUCUACACCAUCUUGGCCGAAAAAUGCAGGAAGCUGAUUUCUGACUUUCUGGAUUCUGAUUACCGCAAAGUCUCGUCUGAUUUUGUGACCCUCAGUAGACGUUGGAAGAGGGAGCUGGAGACUUCAUUGUGUGUUUUGUUGGAAGGGCCGCACAGAAAACUUAUCAACAACUUCAAAGUGGUGUUGUGCAUUGGCACAGUCAUGUUGAUUCAAGCUGUGGAACACUCCUUACCCUGGACACCUGUACUAACCCACAUGAAGGCGCAAGCAGAAGAGGGGUCGCGAGGGACAAUCCCGGGCAACAAUCAGGUUUACAGUGAAUAUCCACCCCACGGUGUCACCAAGCUCCCGGUCAACGGGGCACAGAGCAUCGAUGUGGCUGGCAAUGUAUCUAAUGGGCAACACGAUGAACACAAUACUGCCCUCCUGAAGUUCUGUGUGGACUGCCGGCUGGACUGGCACUGGGAACAAUGCUUACAGGCAAUCUUCUCGGAAUCACCUCUCCCACCUAAUCCUUACCCAAUAGUAGCUUCGGAAUUCAUAAAGGCAUCCCUAAGGAUGGACCUGUGGCAGAUGGGAGAUGAGGACAUACUCCGUCAGAUCCUUCAGUGCGCCCCAGAGCUGGUUGAUCAUGAGAAUCACAUCUUCCAAGUUCCGGGCAUCCCGGCGUUUGGGUUCAAGACUGCUCUGAGCACGUUGAAUCCUGACACAUUCCAGAGUAUCCUUGGGGUGACCUCCCUCCUGGGAAACAGCAGCUUCCCACAUCGGUACCAAGACUUCAAGGUGGCCUUGUGUUUGGGUGUGAACACUUCAACUACCUGGCUUGGCUCUUUAAGUCCAUUCCUUACAGUUUUGGAACUGACUGAAUUCUACUACCUUAAAGGUCCUCCAGGCUGCUACAGAGAAGCACUUCAGGCCUAUGCACAACUAGUACAGGGCCAUCUGAAGGAGGUGCUUGGCAAAGUGAAGGGGAUGUUGACAUUCAGAGUGCAGCUUUCCGAGGGUCAGCACUGGAGUGAGUCCGACAUCCUGACCUAUCAGUCAGCAUUCAUCGAGGCCUUCGCUGACAGCGCUGCCAGAGGACAACAAAUAUACCUGAAGGUGAGCAUAGGAGAUGGCCUCCGUCGAAAAAUGCCCGCCAGCCCACCAUGGCUACUCACUGACCUGAAGUAA